Nilaparvata lugens (brown planthopper) is the source of this 2647-nucleotide messenger RNA. RefSeq names its product cleft lip and palate transmembrane protein 1-like protein. Gene Ontology annotation, cellular component: endomembrane system; membrane. The record is from RefSeq and is a predicted model, not a curated record. Bases 174 to 1745 code for a protein of 523 amino acids. NCBI's taxonomy places the organism in Eukaryota, Metazoa, Arthropoda, Insecta, Hemiptera, Delphacidae. The transcript is spliced from 12 exons.
UGAUUUGUUUUGAGGUUAUGUUUACCAGAUCUUGAAUCACUGAUGUGUUGUUUAGUGUUGAUGUAAUUUUAGUAAAAAAUAUAAUGUUUUGUACGUUUUUCAUGAUAGAAAUCAAAAAUUUACUGUAGUUAUUUAAGUAAUUUAUAAAGCUUGUUGAAUACGCUCAUGCAGAAAUGAAGCGUCCGUCCUUUACGUUGAUAGUUUCAUCGCUAUUUUUUUUAUACAUCUCUCACUCAAUAUGGACGUUGAUGAAAUUAUUUAUUCCCCCGACUUGUGAUGAUGGAAAUUGCCUAUAUUACUACCUCCAGGAUAAACCAAAAUUACAGAUUGCUGCUUUCACUUCAAGUAGAGCAACACCAUCAUCAAUAUCAGAUAUUGAUCUUAUCGACGUUAUAAAAAACAUCGAUUAUGAAGAAGAAUUCGAAAGAGAAUGGACUCUGAAUAUUCGUGAUGUGACAAGACGUAACGGCUCACUGGUUUUGCAUCUGUUUGUACUUCCCUCUCAGUAUGACGUGAAGGACUGGAAAGAUGUGACUGGGGCACCAAAUACUGUUUACACCAGAUGCUACCUCACCAAGUACCAGUUGUCUGCCACCGGCUCUUAUCAGCUUCUUUCAGGAAAAACACCAACAAAAACAAGCCUGCGUACUGUCAGCCAUCUUAAGAACAGCAUCACACUGAACAUGUUGACCGGCUUGCCUUCUCUACAACUGAAUAGUGUACCUGGGGAGAUAGCUCAUUUAAUAAAAUUGUCAGGCAACGAUAAGUUUCUCCCUAUUGUGCAUUUCAAUUUUCUCAAUGAUCGAUUGAGAAAUCUUGUUGAAAUAACAUCGAAUUCAACAAAAAUGACUACUACCUUCAGUUAUUCGCCAAUAUCAAUUGGUAGAUUGAGGUUGAUGCUGCACAUAGAAUCAGCGUUCUCGUCAAUGAAGGCAUUGGGAUUCAACGAUAAGGACUCUGAUGAAGUGAAAGGAAUAUUUGCUGACACUCAUAUUUAUUUGUUAUGCGCAACUAUAUUCAUUUCAUCAAUGCAUUUGCUGUUUGACUUUUUGUCGCUUAAAAACGAUGUCAGCUUCUGGAGGUCGAGAGACUCAAUGGAAGGCUUAUCGUCUAGAACGGUGAUGUGGAGAUCUUUCAGUCAGGUGGUGAUAUUUUUCUAUCUUCUGGAUGAAGAUACUUCUCUUCUUAUCAUUAUUCCAUCCUUCGGUGCAACUUUAAUAGAGCUAUGGAAACUGCAGAAAGUCAUGCCAGUUGAUUGGAAGAAUUUUAAACUUAAAGAAGUCACUUUGAACGCUGCUGAACAAAAGACAAAAGAGUUCGACGCUGAAAGCAUGAAAUACCUCUCUUACAUUUUGUAUCCAUUGUGUCUUGGUGCAGCUAUAUAUUCCUUGGUCUAUGAAACUCAUCGAAGUUGGUAUUCGUGGACGAUACAUAGCUUGGUGAAUGGUGUCUAUGCAUUUGGAUUCCUGUUCAUGCUACCUCAGCUGUUUAUCAAUUAUCGAUUGAAGUCAGUUGCUCAUCUUCCUUGGAGAGCCUUCAUGUACAAGGCAUUCAACACUUUCAUUGACGAUGUUUUUGCAUUCAUCAUUACAAUGCCAACUGCGCACCGGUUAGCCUGCUUCCGAGAUGACGUCAUUUUCUUGAUUUAUCUCUAUCAAAGGUGGUUGUAUCCUGUCGACAAAACAAGACUUGCUGACGAUAUAGCAAUAGAUGAUUCAUCUUCUGCUGAGAAGAAAAAUAAAUGACGGAAUCUCUUUUCAAAUGAAAAAAUUGUAAGAUUAUUUGCUGAUUACGAUUCGCUGAUAAUAUUAAGAUUACUCAAUGUUAUUUGAAUAUUAGUUGUUAUUUAUUAUGACUUUUUUAUUUUAAAGUGGGUUACUGCUGACGGGAUCAUGUAGGCCUACGCUCAUAGAUAACUAUAUUUUUUCAUGUUUUGAUAUUUAUUGUGGUCAUAAUAAUGAAUAGUUUUCUUUGUUAUGACGAUCAAAUAGGAAUUAGUUUGUGAUUUGAAACUCAUUAUUACAAUCUGAUUGUUCAGAUAUCGUGCACCGUAGCUAAAAAUUAAAAGUUAUCUGGUCGUUUGAACCUAUAAUUUAUUAUUUAUAAUUUGUUAGAAUAAAAAAUUGAUUGAAGCUUCCACCUUGUAUAGCCUAGUUGAAAAUAUGUUUCAAUGUUACUUUUUAGCUUUAGUUUACAUAAUAAGUUUGUGCAAUAUGAAAUUUUCUCGUGUAAUUUCUUCAAUGCAUUCCAAAUUAAUUGAACAUUUCCGAUUGUUUAUAAAACAUGAGAUCUAAUUAGAGCAUAUUUGCACAUAAUUUACGCAUAACUGAAACAUCAUGAAAAUGCCGGCUGUGCUUUAAAUUUAUAUAUUUUUUAGAUGUUCAUGAUAGUUUAUUAAUAUUGCUAAAAUUAUAAUCUCAUUCUAAUCUAAAAAGUAGCAAAUCACAAGUAUUCAUUAAAAAUGUUGUUAUAUCAUUGUACUUAACUUGAUAAGAAAUAUGUCAAAGUUAGAAUUGAAUGUGAUUAGUGUUGAAAAUGUAGUUAUACAUAGAGAUGAUGUAUUUUCUCUAUAUAAUGAUGCAAAAGAGAGAGAGAGGAUUCAACUAUUAUGAUUCACAUUUUUUAAUUCACUUUCAUAAUUUGUCUU